GCAGCAACUUGUCCCUCUUGCAGCUACAGCUUAGCCUAUAAAUUGGUAAUCCUGCACGGCAAUUCUUCAAGCCAGUUCAUCAUUUGCAACUUAGCAAGAAUAUAUACUUCAAUUGGUGCAGUUUGGAGCAAUGGCUUUCAAAGCAACCCUCUUUGUGUUCCUCUUGGUUGCUGCAGUGGCGAUAGUACUAGUUCCAAUGGCAGAAGCUCAACUUGGGCUGAUCAGCGGCCUCCUUGGUCUCAUUCGCAUACAAGGAACUCUAUUCUGCACUCCCAACGGUAAUGUGGGUACCGGUGGUGCUACCGCUACCCCAGUAUUCUCAAAUGCUACUGUUCAACUGUUGUGUGGAACUGCGGGGAAUGUGAUUUCAACUGUGACAACUAAUGGUAGCGGAAUCUUUUCAAUCUUGUUGGACCCUCUCCAGUUUCUUCUCAAUUCACUACUGUCGGAUUGCAAGCUGCUGGUUAGGACACCGCUGUCCGCCUGCAACGCAAGUCUAUCCGGGUUGACUGGCCUUCUCUCAUCACCGUUGCAGUUUAUCGGAAAUACCAUCGCUGGCCUCCUCAGCAUCGUCAACAUCAUUCCAGUCGGCUUCAACCUCAUAAAUAAUUAAGGGAAUGAUAUGCACGGAUAUGGUCGUUGCAUAUGCAGCAGUGCUUCUUAUAUAUAGAUAAAUCGAUCGAUAAGGUCAAAAUAAGAUGUAACGUUUGAAUUGUACCCCCUUAGUUUGUCUUCCAAGUAUUUGUUUUUGUUAUGUAUCCUGGUAUGCUACUGCUUAGAAGUAGUAUUCUGCCAAGUAAUUAAUAAAGGCCAUGUCUUAAUACUUGUUUUCGA
Messenger RNA from Malus domestica (apple), 834 nucleotides. RefSeq names its product phylloplanin-like. The record is from RefSeq and is a predicted model, not a curated record. Lineage: Eukaryota; Viridiplantae; Streptophyta; Magnoliopsida; Rosales; Rosaceae.